Molecule: messenger RNA, 928 nt
Organism: Morus notabilis
Lineage: Eukaryota; Viridiplantae; Streptophyta; Magnoliopsida; Rosales; Moraceae
Product: thermospermine synthase ACAULIS5
Exons: 10
Coding region: 5-928 (307 amino acids)
Biological process (GO): polyamine biosynthetic process
Molecular function (GO): thermospermine synthase activity
Source: RefSeq, a predicted model, not a curated record
GACGAUGGGUGGUUCGAAGAGCAGCUUGAAAGAUGAUCUCAAAUGGUCUUUCUCUUUGAAUAGUGUAUUGCAUGCAGAAACGAGUGAAUUCCAAGACAUAGCUCUUUUGGAUACAAAGCGGUUCGGAAAGGUUCUGCUGAUUGAUGGGAAGAUGCAAAGUGCUGAAAAAGACGAGUUUGUUUACCACGAGUGCUUGGUCCACCCUGCUCUCUUGAUCCAUGACAAUCCAAAAACUGUUUAUAUAAUGGGAGGCGGAGAAGGGUCUACGGCAAGAGAGGCACUAAAGCACAAGGAUGUACAGAAAGUUGUCAUGUGUGACAUUGACAGCGUGGUGGUUCAAUUCUGCCGUGCACAAAUGACGGCAAAUCAGGAGGCGUUUUGUGACGAAAGGCUUCAUAUUGCAAUUAAUGAUGCCAAGGAUGAGUUAGAGAAGAGUGAAGAGAAGUUUGACGUGAUAAUAGGAGAUUUGGCAGAUCCACUUGAAGGAGGGCCUUGCAAUGAACUUUACACGAAAUCCUUCUAUGAGCGAGUGCUAAAGCCUAAGCUCAACCCCAACGGUAUCUUUGUCACACAAGCUGGUCCAGCGGGAAUUCUUUCACACACGCAGAUCUUUACAUCAAUAUACAACACCAUAAAACAUGUCUUCAAAAAUGUGAUUGCGUAUACAGCUCACGUACCAUCCUACGCAGAUUCUUGUGGAUGGGUUUUGGCUUCAGACGAACCACUGAAGCUGAAUGUUGGACAACUCCACAAAAGAAUACAAGAAAGGAUCAAGGAUGAGCUACACUAUUUAGAUGGCGCUUCAAUCGUUUCAUCCACCGUUUUAAACAAGAUUCUUCAGAAAUCUCUUUUGGAGGAAACUCAUGUUAUUACGGAAGAAAAUGCAAGGUUCAUCCAUGGACAUGGACUGGCGUCUGACAAGGCAUAA